Molecule: messenger RNA, 912 nt
Organism: Aspergillus sclerotioniger CBS 115572
Lineage: Eukaryota; Fungi; Ascomycota; Eurotiomycetes; Eurotiales; Aspergillaceae
Exons: 2
Coding region: 1-912 (303 amino acids)
Source: RefSeq, a predicted model, not a curated record
AUGAAGAUAUCCAUCUUCCGCAAAUGUCGUGAUCUUCUCCUAGCUGUCAACAGCAUCAAAACUCCUCUUCUUGAAAUUGAUGAACUCCACAAGAUCGGUAUUCAGGCUAUCAAAACCGAGAUGAACUCGAACGAGCAACUCAACUUUCAACCCUGCUUCUUCCAGCCCCUCGAUAGCUCAGCCCUCUCCAAAUACCCUCUGCUCCCCGGGUGCAGGACAUAUGAUAUCGACGAGGGACUCACUUACGAAUCUUGCCUCGGUGCAGUCCUCGAAGAGAAUCCCAACGAGAAACACCCGGAGGAAAAAGCCCUGAAAGCGCUGGACAAAGCUCAUGAAUCAAUCCGGGAGUGGGGACCCUGGCUUGGUUGCGACCUACGAAGACUAGAUGACCAUAUUACUUCGCACCUGGAAUGCCAUCGGGCUGGUAUUCCCGAGGGCAAGGCCCUCGAGGAUCUUACACCACUAAGACCGAUAGGUACAUACUGUGGCCGUCCUCCCAACGCCUUGUUCUUGUUGGAGAAUGAUGUUCCAGGCAUAAUAAACUGGCAGAUCGUGAGAAAUCUCGCGCAUCGUUCCGCUGAGUUCCCACAUACUAUAGGCUUCUUCUGGAAUGAGAUCGAUGCAAACGACCAAACUCUCACUCUUGGUGAACUGAGGGGCAUUUUGAGAUGGACGGUCAGCAUGUAUUACCGACCUGGAUUUGGGCGUCACCUUUCCUAUCCGCUGUUAUCGAUAUGGUAUAUGGGCCCCAAACAUGGAAGGAUUAUUCAGUCUCACCAUGAUGGACAAAAGAUGAUCCUGCAAUACUCUUCUCUUAUGAGCUUUGAGGAUAUUGAUAAGGCCCCUACGUCACUAUUUGUCCGAUACGGGGCUAGUUCGCCUGUUGGUACUUCUGUAGUACCCACUGUAUGA